Messenger RNA from Strigops habroptila (Kakapo), 4522 nucleotides. It is a transcript of the gene SLC4A1, whose product is annotated as solute carrier family 4 member 1 (Diego blood group). Gene Ontology annotation, biological process: bicarbonate transport; monoatomic anion transport; transmembrane transport. The transcript has 21 exons. Gene Ontology annotation, molecular function: monoatomic anion transmembrane transporter activity; solute:inorganic anion antiporter activity; bicarbonate transmembrane transporter activity. Lineage: Eukaryota; Metazoa; Chordata; Aves; Psittaciformes; Psittacidae. Bases 183 to 3206 code for a protein of 1007 amino acids. Gene Ontology annotation, cellular component: plasma membrane; basolateral plasma membrane. The record is from RefSeq and is a predicted model, not a curated record.
CCGCUCCCGCGCCCCGGCGGGGAUCCCGUGGCCCCGGCGGGGUCUCCGGGACACCCCCCCCGCCGGUUCCCGCGGCCCCCGCCGGGAGCGAGCUCCUGCAUCACCCUGAGCAUCGGGUUAUGCUGCCACCGGGCUGACUGCCGGGACGCAGCGAGGCGGCAGUGGGGGCCGAGCCUGGAGCCAUGGAGGGGCCCGGCCAGGAGGCCUACGAGGAGAGGAUGAGGAGGAGCCUAGACCCUGAGGGCUACGAGGACUCCGGAAUCAAGGGCUCGCAGAUCUCGCUCGGAGAGAUGAGCAGGGCCGGCACCGCGUCCCCUUUGCAUGGGUGGAGGGCCAGAGCCGAGGAGCUGUCACCCCUGCGCCAGUUUCUGCCCAACCGCCGGGGAUGUUAUGACCUGGAUGGGAGGAGGCGCGCAGCCGGGGCCCCCCCAGCACAGGCGAGCGGCCGUGGUGGCGGGCAGCCUGCAUCGGUGACUGAUGUGGACCUGGAGGCAGGAGGGAGCAGGAGGCCUGUGUCCCGGCGGGAGACCCAUGAGGGCUACGUGGAGCUGCACGAGCUGGUCAUGGACAGCACAAAGGACCUGUGCUGGAUGGAGGCCGGCCACUGGCUCAAGCUGGAGGAGGACUUCAAGGAAGCUGGGCAUUGGGGCCAGCCCCAUCUCUCCUUCCUGACCUACCGCAGCCUCCUGGAGGUCCGACGGGCUUUGGCCAGAGGCGCUGUGCUCCUCGACGUGGCGGCCAACUCGCUGGCCGCCAUUGCCCGUGUCCUCAUCGACCAGAUGAUCUACGAGGGGCAGAUCAAGCCACAGGACGGCCAUGACAUCCUGAGGACGCUGCUGCUGCAGCACAAGCACCCCAGCGAGGCCGAGUCGACGAGGACGCUGCCGCCGGCGCAGCUGCAGCGCUCGGACACCGGCCGGUCAGAGACGGAGCAGCCGCUGCUGCGGGAGCACCAGCCCUUGGAGAUGCGCAGGCUGGGGGGCGAGCAGAGCCUGAGCGGGGCCGGCAGACCGCAGCUCCAUGAGAAGAUCCCUGAGGAUGCAGAGGCCACACUGGUCCUCGUGGGCUGCGCAGCCUUCCUGGAGCAGCCCACGCUGGCCUUUGUGCGCCUCAAGGACGCGGUGAAACUGGACGCCGUCCUCGACGUGCCCCUUCCCGUCCGCUUCCUCUUCGUGGUCCUGGGCCCUGACAGCCCCCACGUCAGCUACCACGAGAUCGGCCGCGCCGUGGCCACCAUGAUGUCCGAGAGGGUCUUUCGCCGUGAUGCCUACCUGGCCGAUGGCCGCCAGGACCUUUUGGGGGGGGUCGAGGACUUCCUGGAGGCCAGCAUCGUGCUGCCCCCCACCGAGACCCCCAACGAGCAGCUCCUCCACAGCCUGGUGCCGCUGCAGCACGAGCUGCUCCGCCGCCGCUACCAGCCCCCCGAGAAGGCGGCGGGCGAGGACUUCCUCAAAGACCUGGGUAUGGACCCCCGCCAUCAUCCCCAGCCCCACGGCUGGUGGGACCCCCCCCCCUGCACCAGGGUGUCCCCAUGGCCACCUCCUGUGUCCCCAGGGCUGGAGGGGCCCGCGCCGGAGGAUGACGACCCCCUGCGCAGGACGGGGCGGCCGUUCGGGGGGCUGGUGCGGGACAUCCGCCGCCGGUACCCCAAGUACCUCAGUGACAUCAAGGACGCCCUCAGCCCCCAGUGCUUGGCCGCCGUCAUCUUCAUCUACUUCGCGGCGCUGUCACCUGCUGUCACCUUCGGAGGCUUGCUGAGUGAGAAGACCAAGGGCAUGAUGGGGGUGUCGGAGCUGCUCAUCUCCACCUGUGUGCAGUGUGUCCUCUUCAGCAUCCUCAGCGCCCAGCCCCUGCUCGUCGUCGGCUUCUCGGGGCCCCUCCUGGUCUUCGAGGAAGCCUUCUACUCGUUCUGCAGUGCCAAUGACAUGGAUUACAUCGUGGGCCGGGUCUGGAUUGGCUUCUGGCUCAUCCUGCUGGUGCUGGUGGUGGUGGCCUGCGAGGGCAGCUUCCUGGUGCGCUACCUGUCCCGCUACACCCAGGAGAUCUUCUCCUUCCUCAUCUCCCUUAUCUUCAUCUUCGAGACCUUCUCCAAACUCGUCACAAUCUUCAAGGAGCACCCGCUCAUGCGGCAGUACAACGUGCAGGAGGCGGUGCAGCCCAACGUGCCGGAGCCCAACACGGCGCUGCUGUCCCUCGUCCUCAUGGCCGGAACGUUCUUCCUGGCCUUCUUCCUCCGCAAGUUCAAGAACAGCGCUUUCCUGCCUGGCAGGGCCCGGCGCUUGAUUGGGGACUUUGGGGUGCCCAUUUCCAUCUUCAUCAUGACGCUGGUCGACUUCUUCAUCAAGGACACGUACACGCAGAAACUGAAUGUCCCCAAAGGGCUGAAGGUCACCAACUCGUCUGCCCGCGGCUGGUUUAUUUACCCCUUGGGGAAGAGCAACAGCUUCCCCAUCUGGAUGAUGUUCGCUUCCGUGGUGCCCGCGCUCCUGGUCUUCAUCCUCAUCUUCCUUGAGACGCAGAUCACCACCCUCAUCAUCAGCAAGCCCGAGAGGAAGCUGGUGAAGGGCUCUGGCUUCCACUUGGACCUGCUGCUGAUCGUGGCCAUGGGGGGCCUGGCCGCACUCUUUGGUAUGCCCUGGCUCAGCGCCACCACCGUCCGCACCAUCACCCAUGCCAAUGCCCUCACUGUCAUGAGCAAGGCCACUGCUCCCGGGGAGAAAUCCCAGAUCCUGGAGGUCAAGGAGCAGCGCAUCAGCGGCUUCUUGGUGGCCGUGCUCAUCGGCGUCUCCAUCCUCAUGGAGCCCAUCCUGAAGUACAUCCCACUGGCCGUGCUCUUCGGCAUCUUCCUCUACAUGGGUGUCACCUCCCUCUUUGGCAUCCAGCUCUUUGACCGCAUCCUGCUCCUGCUGAUGCCACCCAAGUACCACCCCGACAAGCCCUAUGUCACCCGGGUGAAGACUUGGCGGAUGCACCUCUUCACCUUCACGCAGAUCGUUGUGCUCGUGCUGCUGUGGGUGGUGAAGUCCACCCCGGCCUCGCUGGCGCUGCCCUUCGUCCUCAUCCUCACCGUGCCCCUGCGGCGCUUCCUGCUGCCCAGGAUCUUCCGGGACAUCGAGCUCAAAUGUCUGGAUGCAGACGAUGCUGUGGUGACCUUCGAAGAGGUGGAGGGCACAGACGUGUACAACGAGGUGCAGAUGCCCAGCUAAGGGCUCGCUGCCCCCCGGCCCUGCUCCCCCACUGCUGCCGCCCUGGGGCCGCUGGGCGCUGCGGGAUGUGGGGACCCGGCCCCGAGCACCCACGUUCACUCUGUAAAUGGAGCCUUUUGGUAGAUUUCCCCCCUUUUUUGCCUGUUUUUGAUACAUUUUGGAUGGUCUGAGCUCACCUGCCCUUUGCUCCCCGCUGGGGAACAGGCUGGUCCCAUGGGCCACCCCCAACCCCAUGGCAUGGGUGCCCCAUCCCAUCCCCAAGGCCACGCUGGGGCUGUGACCGGGCACCGAGCACAGGGAAAGGAGCCGGAGGAAGACACUGAAGCCCGGAGGGAUGAGGCAACGCAGCGAGGAUGGAUCUGUAACAGGGUCCCCCCCAUUCCCUCCCCUGGGGACGACCUGCCAUGGCCCCUCUUCUCCAGAUGAACUUCCAGUGCUAAUGAGCACGAGCUGGGACAGACCCUUCACCCCACAGAGCCCUUUUCCCCGCUUUAUCCCACCAUUUGCUCCAGUGAGAGCAUCCGGCUGCUCCCCUGUGCUCCCGGCAGCUCCCGGGCUUGGGAUGUACAUAGUCCAGCCAGAGGGCUUAUAUAUGUAAUGAAGAUAAUCAUGCUAAAAACACCCCCAAAACCAUCCCACCGAUGCUUCUGCAGGAAGGAUUCCCCAAAACCAAACACAAGUCCCCAAAAAGCACCUUAAAAAGGGAUAAAAAGGAGGAAACCCCAAACCCACGAGCACUGCAAGGGGGGAUUCUGUAUAUUUGAUGCUGGUGACUGGGGGAGGUUGUAAUUUAUUGCUGAUUGUGCCCCCGUGUGCGUGUGUGUGUGUAUAUACCAGAGAGAAUCCAUAGGGAAUGUUAGAAUCUUCUAGAAGAAUUGAUUUAAAGGAUCCUGGUCAGGGCCUAAACUCUACAGACCAGUCUGGCAGCGUUGCUUCACUCAUGACUUAGUGGUAGCACCAUUCCUCUUGGUUUUUAUAGCAUUCUAUAUAUAUAUAUAGUUCAAUUGUGUAGUUUUCCCUUGAUUUUCCCCUUGCUUACUGCCCGCCUCUUGCCCUGUUCCCACUGGGACUGCUCCCAAACUGGCCAAGCAUCCCCCUGCUCCUGCCGGGCCUUGCUGCAUCCAAAGGAUGCUCCUGCCCUGUUCAGACCCAAGGGCCAGCUCCAGCGACAGGUCAGUCUGUGAAUUGACUCCUUUAGGUAUAAAUCAGAGUGGGGGGGACCCCAAAAUCACUGGGGGAGGGGAGGGGGCAGCCAUACCUGGGGCCACACUGCAUCAUGUUUGGGUUGGUUUAGUUUUAUUAUGUGUCUAAAAUCA